AUGGUCCUUGACAGAUUACAGCAAUUGACCCACCAGGUCAGCGCCACAGCGCCUGCUCCUCACCCUCUUGAUCCUUUGUCUACAUCAGAGAUCGAUGCUGCCGUUGAGAUCAUUCGCAAGGAGCAUGGCCCUCUCAAUUUCAACGCCGUUACAUUAUACGAGCCCCGCAAGGCCCAGAUGAUGGCGUGGAUUGCAGAUCCCGAGAAGGCUCCUCGUCCCAUCCGAGCUGCGGAUAUAGUUGCCAUUGCACCGGGCGGUAAAAUCUACGAUGGAGUUGUUGAUCUGAAUCAGAAGAAGAUCAUUCAAUGGCAGCAUACGCCCAAUGUCCAGCCUCUGAUCACAAUGGAGGAUCUGCAAGAGGUUGAGCACGUCGUUCGCAAAGACCCCAAAGUCAUUGAGCAAUGUGGAAUUAUUGGAAUCCCCAAGGAGGACAUGCACAAAGUCUACUGUGACCCCUGGACUAUUGGAUAUGAUGAGCGCUUUGGAACUGGCGUCCGACUGCAGCAAGCUCUAAUGUACUACCGGCCUCAUCCGGAUGACUCUCAAUACACAUAUCCUUUGGAUUUCUGUCCCAUAUAUAAUGCGGAGACCAAGCAGAUCAUUCACAUUGAUGUGCCACCGGUACGGAGGCCGGUCAACAAGGCAUCACCAAACAACUAUCAUCCAGCUGCCAUCGAGAAAGAAGGCGGAUACCGCACUGACAUCAAGCCAAUUCACAUCACCCAGCCAGAUGGCGUGUCAUUCCAGGUCAAGGGGCGGACCAUCGAAUGGCAGAAUUGGAGCGUUCAUGUUGGUUUCAACUACCGCGAAGGCAUUGUCCUAAACAACAUCACAUUCAACGACAAGGGCAAUGUCAGACCUGUUUUCUGGCGUCUGUCUUUGGCAGAGAUGGUCGUACCCUACGGCAACCCCGAACAUCCUCAUCAACGCAAGCACGCCUUUGACUUAGGUGAAUACGGUGGUGGGUACAUGACCAACAGCCUUUCCCUCGGGUGUGACUGCAAGGGCGCAAUCCACUACAUGGAUGCAGCAUUUGUCAACCGAGCCGGUGCCAGCACGGUCAUCAAGAACGCUAUCUGCAUCCAUGAAGAAGAUGCUGGCAUUCUUUACAAGCAUACUGACUUCCGCGACGAUUCUAUGAUUGUCACCCGUGGCCGCAAACUAAUCAUCUCGCAUAUCUUCACUGCUGCGAACUAUGAGUACUGCGUGUACUGGAUAUUCCACCAGGACGGUACCGUCCAGCUCGAGGUUAAGCUGACUGGUAUCCUCAACACCUACGCUAUGAACCCCGGUGAAGACACCCACGGUUGGGGGACUGAGGUCUACCCCGGCGUCAACGCCCACAACCACCAGCACUUGUUCUGUCUCCGAGUUGACCCGAAUAUCGAUGGGCCGGAUAACACCGUCUUCCAAGUUGAUGCCGUUCGCGGCGAGGGCGAAGUAGGCAGCGCCGAGAACAAGUAUGGCAAUGCCUUCUACGCCAAGAAGACCAAGUUCAACACUCCACGCGAGUCGAUGUCCGACUAUAACGGAUUCACUAGCCGUACAUGGGAAAUGGCCAACACUAACAAGCUCAAUCCAUACAGCAAGAAGCCUGUCUGUUAUAAGCUCGUUAGCCGAGAGGUGCCUCCCUUGCUGCCCAAGGAGGGCGGGCUUGUCUGGAAGCGAGCUGGAUUCGCACGCCAUGCAGUUCAUGUCACUAAGUAUGACGACGAACAAAUCCACCCAGCUGGUCGCCAUGUGCCUCAAACUUCUGGCGAGCCGUCAGAAGGUCUCCCAGCUUGGAUUGAAGCCGCUGGUCCUAAUUGUUCUAUCGAUAACACUGAUGUCGUUCUCUGGCAUACCUUCGGUCUGACCCAUUUCCCUGCACCCGAGGACUACCCUAUCAUGCCUGCUGAGCCGAUGACACUGCUUCUUCGUCCGCGCAACUUUUUCGACCGCAACCCGGUCCUUGAUGUGCCGCCUAGCUUUGCCCGUACCCCGACGCAGGUAGCUGCUGGGGCGACUUCAUGCGGUUGCAAGAAGAGUGAUGGCUCUAGUGUUUUAGUUUGA
Penicillium nucicola is the source of this 2052-nucleotide messenger RNA. RefSeq names its product peroxisomal copper amine oxidase. Gene Ontology annotation, molecular function: primary methylamine oxidase activity; copper ion binding; quinone binding. The transcript is spliced from 3 exons. The coding region runs from base 1 to 2052 and encodes 683 amino acids. NCBI's taxonomy places the organism in Eukaryota, Fungi, Ascomycota, Eurotiomycetes, Eurotiales, Aspergillaceae. The record is from RefSeq and is a predicted model, not a curated record. Gene Ontology annotation, biological process: amine metabolic process.